AUGGACCAUGAAUCCAGUUCUGUGCAAUUGGCGUUGUUCCGUCACACGAUUGGUCCGGAUGCUCUGCGUGUAAUAAACGGAUUCACGUACAGUCCGGAUGAGGACCGUACAGAUUGGCAGGUUGUGAUGGCGAAGAUGGAGCGCUACUGUCUUGGCGAAUCCAACGAGACUUUCGAACGAUACAUUUUCAACCAGAGGAAACAGCAACAUGGUGAGCCCCUCAACACAUUCGUCCUAGAGCUGAAAUCCCUGGCUGGUUCAUGCAAUUUCUGUGCAUGCCUGGAAGAGAGUCUAAUAAGGGACCGAUUUGUCGUUGGACUACGGGAUUCUGCCAUGGUGAAGCGCCUCCUAAAAAUUCCAAAGCUGACUUUGAAACAGUGCAUCGAUAUAUGUCGGAGUGAAUAA
Messenger RNA from Echinostoma caproni, 405 nucleotides. NCBI's taxonomy places the organism in Eukaryota, Metazoa, Platyhelminthes, Trematoda, Plagiorchiida, Echinostomatidae. The record is from the annotation of a GenBank genome assembly.